Molecule: messenger RNA, 4515 nt
Organism: Daldinia loculata
Lineage: Eukaryota; Fungi; Ascomycota; Sordariomycetes; Xylariales; Hypoxylaceae
Exons: 3
Coding region: 239-3952 (1237 amino acids)
Biological process (GO): chromatin remodeling
Molecular function (GO): protein binding; histone methyltransferase activity
Source: RefSeq, a predicted model, not a curated record
CGUCAAUCAAGACUUAUAAAAUUCACAUUUCUCUCGUAACUAUUAAUUUAACAUCACUUCAACUUUCAAAGGUUCGAUAUAGACAAUGGGUGGAGCACUGUCAUAUCCACCACAUCCUUGGUAGACUCAAGGACGAAGACGAGGACGAGGACUCCGGGAGUAUUCCAAUCUGGAGUUGGGAAUUGAAGAUAGGGGCGGAGUCGAGGGUGUGCGGCCUAGCAGCAGGCGCUCGAGCGAGAUGGAUAGAGUUCCUAUUGACUUAACGGCCGUGGUUUCAGAUUCAGAUGAUUAUAAUGCCUCAGAGGCUACACUUCAAGAAGGGCAGUCGCAGUCUCAUUUGCUAUCAGAACUAUCGCAACUAUCACAAUUUGAAUCUCAGUUAGGGGCACAUCCUCGCAAUCUUACUAGUCCACACCUUCCGGAUAGGUCAUCUGGACAGCAGGAACCUUCAUCUAUGGACGAACAUUCUAUAUCGAUUCGCGCUGCAACUCCUCCUAUGUCUGCUAAGGGGUCUGCAUCAAAGCAUGGGAACCAAGAUGGCAAGACUGCUUCAUUACCGGUUAGAUCAAGCGGCAGCUCUAGGAAUGGCUUAGAUGCCACACCUUCAUCAAGUCAGCGCCACCCACCUGGAAGCCAUCGAACACCUAAAAUUCAAACCCCCAAAAAAUCUUUCUGGUCUAUCGAUGACGUUGUGGUAGCUUUACGAGGAUUCUCGGAAGAGAUCGGCACAGACGGCGCCAAGCUCACUGCUCGCUUGAUUCACAUGGCUUGGAAAAAAGAAGCGCCCAAUCAGCAGUUUACGAGCAAGAAGGAUUGGUUUGCGGAUAUGAAACGUACCCCGUUGGAAGGUGUUGGGAGAUCAUCAGAUACGAUAAAAAUUAAGUAUAAGCAAUUUGGCCAUGGUAGAUCUGGAAAACAGGAGAAGAAAGAACACCACCAGGUUAUCUGCAUUAAAACUGAUGCCGAGAAGGUCCCGUCCUACGGCUUUCAUCAUGUUGAGAUCAGGAAGAAUAUCCUUUCCCCAAAUACUAUGCUUACUUACGUCCCCCAUCUACGAGAUCUGGCAGACAACGAAGAAGGCGUCUACCGCCGCUGGCUAGAAAAUUUGGAAAACAUGGAUAAGACGUCUGGGUUUGCUACGCUAAGUCGGCAUCAAAAGGUGACAAAGACCAUCCAAAAGGAGCGUGCGACUACCUUACUAUUAUAUCUCGACUCUUGGCUGGAUAGACUUGGCCUCAGCAUCGAGAACUGUACUAAGACCACCCUUAUCCGCUAUAUGGCUAGCCAGAGUGAUAAUGUCACUCCUCAGCAAAAGUCUAGUAUCUUGAACUCAUAUAAUGAUGAGCCUGGAUCCCCGCGAUCGGCCAAAACUGUCAGAAUUUUCACAGAAGCAUUUGAUCGAGUCUUCAACUCGCCUCUUUUACGCGAGCGCGCUGUGCCUCUCCGCGACGUCCUCUUACUAGAUAAGUCGGUUGAUGCCAUCGUCGAUUCUAAGAAAUGGAUGAAGGAUACACCGAGCCAAUCGAAAGUCACCGAAGAGCACGCAACGGUUGAAUCUUUUCUCGAAACUUACGCGCUGCUUGGUUGCUUGAUAUGCACUAGCCAUUCCUGCGAACAUGGCGAAUACGGUGUCGAUAACGAACGGAAGCGAUUUUCUAUCGAGGUAGUUGGCGGUUUGUCGCCUAUGAUUCGCCAACAGCUUACACAGAAGUCCAAGGGAAGGAUCGAAGAUAGCCCUACAUCUCGCAAAAUAAGAAAACCUUGCGGCGAUGACUGCUUUUUGAAUGGGCGCCCAGGAACACGAGCCCGCGCAUGGAGUGAGAGUGAAAUAAUGCUCCUUAGAUCAUUCUUCUCCACGUUGAGCAACACGAAUAUACCAGUACAAUGCGCUACUUCUGUGGCCACUGGACGGCCCUGUUGGGAUGUCAGCCGUCAGCUCGAUAAGCUUGAUCUGUCUGUUGUUCCCAGCGCGGACCCCACACUACAGGUCCAAGUGAAACCGCUGCCUUGGUAUGAUAGGAAAAAGAAGAUGCUCAUAGGGGACUGGCAAGAUCAUACCAAUACUCACGAGCACCAGCGGAAGGACUGUUUUGAUCCUUGUAGCCAUGAAGGGCCGUGCACAAUGAAGAACUGCAGGUGCGUCCAAAACCGCCUCAUGUGCGAGCGCUUCUGUCGAUGCACAGCAGCAAUUUGCGCCAGCAAGUUUACCGGUUGUGCCUGUCACUCUCAUGGGAAGACAUGUGUCCCUAAGCAAAAAGAUCGGCCUUGCAUCUGCGUGCAGCUCAAUCGCGAAUGUGAUCCCGUUCUAUGCGGAAGCUGUGGUGCUUCCGAGAGAGCCAACCCAGCAAAUGCGGAUAAUGAUGCUCUACAUACCACUGGAUGCCAAAACUGUGCACUUCAGCGAGGCAGGUCAAAGUCGGUCAUGCUUGGAAGAUCUAAGAUUGCCGGCUACGGACUCUUUGCUACCGAAGAUAUUGCACAAGAUGAGUUUGUCAUCGAGUAUGUUGGUGAGCUUAUCAGUCAAGACGAAGGAGUUCGCCGUGAGGCACGCCGUGGGGACGUUUUCGACGAAUCAUCCAAUUCCUCGUAUCUCUUCACCCUGCUAGAGCAGGAAGGCAUUUGGGUCGACGCCGCUAUCUACGGCAAUCUUAGUCGAUAUAUCAACCACCAGGAAACCAACUGUAAUGUUACCCCGCGAAUCCUCUAUGUCAAUGGCGAAUAUCGCAUCAAAUUCACAUCUCUGCGGGAAAUUAAGGCCGGAGAAGAGUUGUUUUUCCAUUACGGCGAGAACUUCCCAAAUCUGACUAAGAAGCUUUUGCAAGAAGAGAAAGCCGAGAAAAAGCGACGUAAGGCUAAGGAGCAGGCCCGCAAGAAGGGCCAGGACGAUGCUGAAAAACCAAGGAAGAAACCCGGUCGCAAGCCAGGUAGAAAACCAGGGCGUAAACCAGGCCGCAAGCCAAAGAAAACCUUCGCCAAAGUCGAUUCGGAACCGGAAGACGAUGACGAGGCUCUUGAACCCACGGAAGAGCCACUCCCUAACAUCAAUAUCGCCAAGGGACGCAAGCGCAAGCGUGCCAUUGUCGAUGAAGAAGAAUCGGAUGAGGGCGAAUAUCGCCCUAAGACUGACUUUCAGGAUGAUGUAAUGGUAGACGUUGGUGAAGGAUCACCUACUCGUAAACCAUCGCGCUUAAGGAAGCGGCUGGGAGCCCCGCCAAAGGCUAGGAAGAGUUUCCCAGCUCCAGCUGCCAGGCGCGAAGAAACUGACGAAGGGGUGGAUGAAGGCAAUGAGCUUGAGUUAACGCCGAAACGGCAGCGUAAGAAACCACGAAAACUCCUUGACGAUGCUACGCUUGAAGAAAUUGACAAAGCCUUGGUGGUAGAGAGCAAGCCUAUAACUAUGCCCAAGCGUCGGGGUAGGAAGCCGAAACAUAUUAAAGAGCAAGAGUUGCGAGAGAAAGAGAUGCGAGAAAAAGAGAUACGAGAGAGAGAAGCCAACAUCGAGGCCAAGGGAGGCCAAGGAGACACGGUCGUCAUAGGGGGCGCACAGAAUGCUGUUCAGGGCAGCGCCCCAGGCAGCGCUCAAGGGAGUAGUCGUUUUAGGCAUACGGAAGCUAGGCUUGAGCUUGACUCAGAUUCGGCUGCUGGCAGAGAGACUCCGUCUCUGGCGCGAAGCCGACGACAGGCCAAAGACAUGGUAGAAUCCAGCCCAUUAUCAACGCCAGAUUCGGGCAUCGCAUACCCCGGGCUCGACCUAUCCGACUCGGACAUACGGCCCGUAUCUAGAAGAGGACGCGCGAGGAAAGGCGCAAGUGGUGAUGAUGAAUAUAACGGCGGAAGUUGGAAUGAUAGCGACGGAGUCAGACACGCCGGUGCCGGUACCGAUGACAGCGAUGAUGACUCACCGAUCGACCGCUCGCGAACCAGGCGCAGACCGGCCAGGUACGAUGAUUAGCCUAGGUCUUCUUCGAAGAUUCUCCUACUUAGCAAUAUCAAACUAAUAUUAGGAGUUUUUCCAUCGAAGCAGUGAGGAGAUUUCCAAUCCCAUCCAAUAUUCGACUCGGCCCGAAAUUUAAUCCAAGGCUACAUCUUAUGGUGCAAGCUACCACCUAGGUACCUAACCUAAUCUACGUUAUAUAAUAGAAUCGACUUUUAGCCUAAAGAGAUGUAUAAUAGUGUCCGCGGACAUGGCUAUAGAAAUAGCUUUUACGUUAGCAUUGCGUGCGGGCUGGUUGCAAGAGAUAGUCUAAUUUCCGUUAGCUACGAGGCUCUUUAUCACCCUUGAGAGCGGGUAGUACAGCAAUUCCACGAUGCAUUUUUCUAAUUUGGUGGUUUAUCAUAGACUUGUUUGUGGUGCUGUAGAUGACUACCUAAGGUAUCCAGGCAACUCGGGGGUAGCUAUCUAUAUAAAGUAAAUAUUUUCGUCGUCAAUCUAGUUUUGUUAACAAUUCCUAUAGUUACCUGUCUUACAAGGUAGUUAGUUUAUUUAUGACAAAACCAAAGGGACCUUCUAUCCAA